AUGGCGGAUUAUUUGUUCAUCCUGUUGCAGAUGACAUCACUAAACACAAUUCAUCAAUUGAAACUGAAGAUUUACCAGAAAACGGGUCAGCUUCCGAACGAUCAGCUUAUUUAUAUGAAAGAAAGAUUACUCAACGAUUCGGAUACAUUUGAAGAAGCGCGAGUCGAUCCUCAGGAACUCAUCGAAACGCCUUUGACAUUAAUCGUGCAGCAGCCGACAGACAUUCCAACCGAACCACGACAACUGGAACGUGGUUUUGCGGACACCGCCUUGUCACAUAGCUAA
Gongylonema pulchrum is the source of this 285-nucleotide messenger RNA. Lineage: Eukaryota; Metazoa; Nematoda; Chromadorea; Rhabditida; Gongylonematidae. The record is from the annotation of a GenBank genome assembly.